Molecule: messenger RNA, 2767 nt
Organism: Drosophila busckii
Lineage: Eukaryota; Metazoa; Arthropoda; Insecta; Diptera; Drosophilidae
Biological process (GO): cilium assembly
Cellular component (GO): ciliary transition zone
Source: RefSeq, a predicted model, not a curated record
CACAAACAACAAGCCACCACCAAAACUGACAAGCCAGGCCAGGCCAGGCCAGGACAUUACUGGCUCGUGCAGACCCAAGUCAGUCGCUUAGCAGCCGCGAACGCGAGCAAAACACUCGAGCCGGAGCACCAAGCGUAACUAAAAGUGCAAUAUAUAUAGAUACCAGUGCAAUAUAUAGAAAAGUGAUAUCAGUGUAUGCAGCUAUAAAUGCAAUUUCAUUAUCAAUUAUAAAUAAUUUCUAAACGCAAAUUGAAAUUGUUUAAAGUGUGCAGCUCUCAAAAUAUUCAAAUAUUACAAAGAGCCUUGAAUUAAAAUGCACAAAAGCCUUUAGGCAUAAGCAGCUGAGCGUCUCUCUCUCUGUGUGCGUGUAUGUGUGUGUCUGUGUGGGUGUAGCUGCAGCAAGUUGCAUGCCACGGCAUUAUUAUUUGGGUCAAAGCGUUGAGAGUAAAAAAUAAAAGCUGUCGCAUUAAAAGUUAACUAGACACAAACUUGGCAAGCACCACUAAUCCACCUGUUAUGCUGGUAACAACCACAGCAGCAGCAGCACCACCACCAACAACAACAUCAACAACUGCAACUCUAGUCUAGGCGCAAUGGAAACCCAACAGCCCAAGGUACAUCGCCAGCAUCAGCGACAGCGUCGCACUGAGGCGCGCCAGCGUCGUCUGGAGCGUGAAGCUGCCGCCGCAACAGCAACAACAACACCCAUUGAACUGGAGCAAACAGUGCUGGGAGCAACUACAUUGGAGGACUGCGCUGCAGCUUUGAAUGACACCGCCUCGACCACAACAACAGCGACUACAGUGGGACGCAUAAGCGCGCAGAGCUCUGCGGACAGCAUUGAGCUGGUGGGUUCGCCCAGUCAAACCUCGCAGCAGACGGUGGUGCUGGUGAAUGGACAUGCGCCGCCUACGCAGGACACACUCGAGGAGAGCGCUUCACUAGGUGCCGAGGAGACAGCGGUGGUGGCUAUCACCAAAAAGGCAGAUUCACCCACGAAGCCCACCAAGCAGAGUGAUGGCAGUCGCAACUCCUCGGGCGAUGCCAUGAGUCUGCGGGAGACGCUGCAGCAACUGCCGGCUACGCAUGGACAUCGCUCGCGACGCACACACUCGCCGCAGUCGCCGGCACUGCGUUCGCUGGAGGUGGACUCGUCCUUUCAUCGCGGCAUUCUGGGCUACAUAGAUCGUGAGCUCAAGCAGAGCUCGCCCACGCCCUCAGCCUUGAGCGUGGGCGCAGUUAGUGGCGGCAGCGUCGGCGUGGGUGCCUCACGCAAGCAGCAAUCGCUGUCGGAUCCACAGGCUAGUCCAGCACAGCGCUCCUUGCGCUCGCGGAACAGCUUUGACAAGAGUCCGCGUCGCAAGCGCAGCAAGUCCGAGUCGCGGCGGCGACGUGAGCGCAAACUUAUUGCUGCUGGGGAAAUGGAAGUGCGCCAGGCCAAUGAGACAUUGAUGCGCUAUCUCAAGCAGUGCUCGGAUAUGCAUGAUGCAUCGCUAUCCGGUGAGCUGGAGAUCGAUCACAGCUACGAGGAGCGGCGUGUGCAUCGCAAGACGAAAUCGCAGCGCGACAAGCGUGGGCAGCUCAUCAGCAAGCUUUACUCAGCUGGUGGUUUAUCCUCCAUAUUGAAGGAGCUGGCUGAUGACAUUGCACCUGCUGAGGGUGAUGAGAUCUACAAUCCAUUCACUCCGGUCGUCUCGCCCACCGACGAUACGCCCGCGCACAUUGACAAAAUGUUCCUGCAGACGUCAUCGGGCUAUCGACCCGUCGAGCAGAGCUACUACAAGCGCUCCUUUGUGGGGGCGUCAGGUGCGCGUGGCAGCGCUGCCGGCGCCAGCGCCAGCUGCAUCUCGGCCGCCGAGCUGGGCGCCGCCGGUCGUCUCUUUUGCUCCAACGGCCCCAACACCAGCGGCAGCAUGCGUGGCAGCUAUGGCGACACCCGCUGUCUCCUCGAUGCUCAACUUAAUCGCAAUGGUGGCAUCUCGAGCAACAUUCAGCUGGCGUGUGUAAUUCAACGAAUUUGGCUGCUCAUCUCCAACAUAUGCCAUGGCCUGCUGGCGGGCCUAGCCCUGGCUCAUCUGCUCUUCGUGAUGAGCAGCCAUAGCCAGCCGGCGGACUGGGCAAAGGUUAUCAGCAGCUUGAAUCUCGCUGGCGAGACAUUAGCUAGCACAACCACGCCCAUUACGACGACAACAACAAGCACGAGCACAACACAAAUGCCAAACUCGCUUAUGGACGACACAGGGAGUCCCGAUAGAGCAACAAAGGCGUCGGGGACAAGCAGUGAAACGCUGGCGCUAAUAAGCGAUUAUGCUGGCUUUGCGGACAUCUAUUUGAAUACGUUCUACUGCUUGGCCAUAAUUUGUCUGGUUUCAGUGUUCGAUCGCAUGGAUAUUUGUCGUUGGAGCUUCUCGCAUGCCAGCGAGCUGGUGUCAUUUCGCUGGCUUAUCAUCACCAUGAUAUAUAUAGCCACCAUCAUACUAACUAUAUGCUCCGAUUCGAUUGACGAGAAGUUGUAUUUGUUUAACAACAAUGCCAAUAUAACGUUAACUCAACAGGAACUGCUUAGCAAUAGUGUGCAGAGCGUCUGGAGCAGUUUAUCGGUGACGCGCAGCAUUGCGGCUAUAUCGGGUUGGAUUAUGAUUGGGCUAACGCCGCAGGAGGAUAUGCUGUAUGAGCAUCUGGUUGAUCUUACCAAAUAUCAAUUGACAAAUAAUUGAAUUUAAGUGCGACUAGAAUUUAAAUAUAAUAUGUUUACUGUUUAUAUAUA